AUGCCGCGAACCAGCAGGAACCCCUCUUCGGGCUCUGUCCAGAUUACACAAGCUAUGCACGGCAUAUUCAGUCAGAACAAGAUUAAACCUCUCAGCAAGGGAUCCCUCCAACUGCCGUACCAACGACCGCAUCCGAACUGUCGCAAGUUCUCGUCACCCGCAGUGGAGCAAGUGAUAGACGACCUCUAUCCGCGUAUAAAAGACGCGGACCUGGCACAAAUAUUUCAGAAUGCCUUUCCCAAUACCCUUGACACGACGGUGUUAUGGCACGUGGACGGAGACAAGACCCACGCCCCAGCGUCAAGACUGCUACGAGACAAGGACAAAUGGAAAGGGGCACAAUCAUUUAUUGUCACUGGCGACAUCAACGCCGAAUGGCUACGCGACUCGACAAACCAACUAGCUCAAUAUCAACUCCUCGCCAAAUCCGCCUCAGGCAUCUCAAGCCUCAUCCUCGGCGCGAUCAACACGCAAGCCGAAUUCGUCAUCUCCUCGCCCUAUUGCAAUGCCUUCCAACCACCGGACCCGUCGCGCCUCCCCCCAGUCCACUCCGGCCAGGACGACAUCGUCCACCCGGCAUAUGAACCCAGCGUCGUGUUCGAAUGUAAAUACGAACUCGACAGUCUGGCUGCCUUCCUGCGUCUGACCAACGAGUACCACUCCUCUACCGGCUCAACGGCGUUCCUGACGACGAGGUGGUUCAGAGCAUUGGAAGCUCUCCUGGAAGUCCUCGACGCGCAGGCGAGACCCACGUUCAACGCCGACUCUGGCUGGUACGAACGCAACGAAUACACCUUUUCCCGCACCACACGCAUUGGCACCGAGACUCUUAAUCUGGAGGGCACGGGCAACCCCUUAGCCGCGGGGACCGGUCUGAUACGCUCGGCAUUCCGCCCCAGCGACGACGCGACCAUCUUCGGCUUCCUCAUCCCGGCCAACGCAAUGAUGAGCGUAGAACUCUCACGUGCGGCAACCAUGCUGAAAUCCGCGAGUUCUGCGGCAUCCAGCGAACGACAAGCGAAAGAGCUUCUGCGACUCGUCCAGGAUCUCUCGCAGCGUGGGAAGAUCAUCCGAGAGGGGAUCUACAAGCACGCAGUUGUCACACAUCCCGAGUUUGGCCAAGUCUUCGCCUACGAGAUCGACGGGUAUGGCUCGCAUUUACUGAUCGAUGACGCAAACAUCCCGUCUCUACUCUCCCUUCCACUUCUCGGCUUUGUCGAUGCCUCGGAUGAAAUCUACCAGAAUACCCGGCGCAUGAUCCUCUCUCCGCGUGGCAAUCCGUACUACCUCUCCGGCGCCAAGUUCAGCGGUAUAGGCGGCCCGCAUAUCGGCCUGCGGAACGCGUGGCCCAUGUCUGUGCUCGUCCAGGCCAUGACGUCGACCUCGGACGCUGAAAUCCUGGAAUGUCUGGAGCGGGUGAAGAAUGCCAGCGUGUUCGGGCUGGUGAACGAGUCCGUGGACGUCAACAGAGGCGUCAGGAAGGGCGGCGGUGGAGAGGGCAUGACGCGGAGUUGGUUCGCGUGGGCGAACAGCGUCUUUGCCCAGACUGUGCUGUGGUUGGCGGAGAAGAAGCCUCGACUGCUUCUCACGGAAGAGGCAGACGGGAGUAGCACGAGGGGGUACAGAGUUGGAGUCGGCUGGGUCGAAUAUUCUGUGUGA
Cladophialophora carrionii CBS 160.54 is the source of this 1659-nucleotide messenger RNA. RefSeq lists its product as uncharacterized. Gene Ontology annotation, biological process: carbohydrate metabolic process. Lineage: Eukaryota; Fungi; Ascomycota; Eurotiomycetes; Chaetothyriales; Herpotrichiellaceae. The coding region runs from base 1 to 1659 and encodes 552 amino acids. The transcript has 2 exons. The record is from RefSeq and is a predicted model, not a curated record.